Messenger RNA from Cladocopium goreaui, 3954 nucleotides. NCBI's taxonomy places the organism in Eukaryota, Dinophyceae, Suessiales, Symbiodiniaceae. The record is from the annotation of a GenBank genome assembly.
AUGUCGGGAGUGUCCAAGCCGAUCUUGGAAGCCUUUGCGCGGUUUGAUACCGAUCAGACGCUCGGAUUCCUGUUGGCGCUGGACGGCACCUGGACGGAUGAAUCCAUCGACCAGCUGCUCUGCGAAGCGGAUUCCAGCAUGGAUGGAGAGUUGCAGGUGGAGGAAUUCAUCCGCUGGGUCUUCGCAGAGGAUUCUGCCACCCUGGGAGGUGCUGUGAACGCCGUGAAAGGCGCUGUGAAGGACGUGGUCUUGCUGGUUGCAGGUUGCUCUCGCUGGGAAGAGUUCGAUGGCGAGUACGUGCAGAUGCAAGGUAUGGUUCAUGGCCGGCGGCCAGUCUUUUACUGCGCUGAACUCAAGAAGUAUUUGUACUACCACGGCAAGCGAGGGCAAUGGCAGAUUCAUCACAAGAUCGGCAACUAUGCGAGUUGUCGUUUGAAGACAAAACGAGCCGUCCAUGUGGUAGGCUAUGACACCAGCGAAGUGUGGGGAGUGUGGGACAGCAGCAAAAAGAGCUUCGUGAAGGAACCUGAUAUGGGCGUGUGCAUUUGUCCACCUCCAACCCCUGAAGAGCGUUUGGAGGCCGCUCCCCUGUUGGCAUAUCAAUCAGAAUGCCCCGUGGAAGGCGCUGAAGCCUUGGGAUUGUGGCGAAAAACGCAGGAUCUCCUCAAUGGACGUCCGGUGUAUCGGAAGAUGCAGAGGCAGCGCGAUGGUUCCUUAAAAGAGAUGGAUUCGCAUCUCUUCUACACCGCUGGAAGGUGGAAGAUCUGUGAUCAGGGCGUCCUUGAAGACUCCACAUACUCUGCAUCCAGCGAAGAGACGGAGUGCUAUUCGCCAGCGAAAGCGACCUGGAAACACCAGGGAAAAGUGCGACAGUGGACAACUCCGAAUCAAGAGGAUUUCCGAUCGGUAGCGCCAGGCUGGCAUGAUCCGGAUUUCUCGGAGAUGAAAAUGAUGGGCGUGUGGAGUGAGACAACAAAGCAAGCCGAAUAUAUGCGGGCCUUGGAGUUGUCCCAGCUGAAGUCCCCGGGCAAAGUGGAGCUCUUUGGGGACGUUGAUCCAAGGGAUUCGAGACAAGGAGGCAUUGGGGAUUGUUGGUUGGUGGCGGCCAUCAGCGGCAUGGCCGAGUUCCCAAACUACCUCCGAGAUGAGAUUUUCCAGACCAAAGAGAUUCCGGAGGAUGGCAAGUAUGAGUUCAAGCUUUUCGAUUGGAGAUCCGGCGAGUGGAAAGUCAUCACCAUUGAUGACUACCUGCCAUGUAUGGCAGGUUCACUGGAGGAGCCAGAGACGGCUUCAACGAUGUAUGCCAAACUGCCUUCGGGUAAGAUGUGGGCAGCGCUGCUCGAAAAAGCCAUCGCCAAGCCUAUGGGAGGUUACCAUGCUUUGGACGGCGGCGUUCCCACGAUUGGCUUCGAGAUGAUGACAGGUUGCCAAGAACACAUCUACCAUGGAGCACCUCAUGGUACGCCAGUCCCGGAAUGGAAGGCAUUGGUGGAUAUUGACGUGGUGGAUGAGCCAGGAGGGCAAAACUUGGGCUGCUUGGGGAAGGAAGCUGUCUUCAAAGAAGCUGAAAGAAAUCGCUACCACGUGAAGUUCACCAAAAUCUCGGGUGAAGGCCCCGAUGAGGGCUGGCUGCCAUACUACGUCAAAGGACAGCGUGUGGCAGCGAGGAUCACCACAUUCCCCUGGCACGUGUACCCAACAUCAAAAAAAUCUGACGAUGAGAAAGAACAAUCUGAUGAUGAGAAGAUAUGGCAGAAACUUCUGCAGAUGGAUUUGGAGAACUUUCCUCUCUCCACUACAGUCGCUGAGAUUGAGAAUCGCUCAGAAGAACAAGCCAACCGGGAUGGGCUGGUACCAAACCAUGCGUACUCCUUCCUGCAUGCCAAAGAAGCGUGCGGUCGCCGUUUGGUCUGCCUGAGAAAUCCAUGGGGCUGCUUUGAAUGGCAGGGUCCAUGGAAUGAUAAGGGAGAGGAAUGGAAAGCCAACCCUGACGUUGCCAAAGCACUGCAAGUGGAUUUGAAGUCGGAUGGCGCCUUCUGGAUGGAAUUUGAAGACUUUACCUGGAACUUCAUGGGCAUCAUGCAGACAAAGAUUGCAAUGCCUACCAAGCGUGGUGGACAGGACCCUUCCAAGCGGUCAAGGGACAGGACGAACUGGUGGAAGUCGACGGGGAGUGAUGCGUUGUUUCACCAAGCGCUGCAAAGCAGCCUGGCGCAGUUGUGCAGACCCGGAUCAGCGGCCAUGGCCACGCUGGUGCAUCCGAACCAGAACGAGGCGCUCUCCGUGGAUGCGCGGCAGGAGCUCGACCUCCGUGUGGGAGUUGCUUUCUCCCGGUUGCAGACGAUGUACUUCCGGAAACACUUUGGGCAACAGCUCGGGAAGCAAAUGGUCACGUACGGUCCAUGUCAGAUUCCAACUUUAUGGUUCUGCGUUCACCGACAUGUUGAGAUUGAGGCUUUUGUUCCCGAAGCCUAUUGGCGGCUGGUCGCUACAUUGCCUGCAGGAGAUGUAUCUUUCCAAGCACUUGGCCAGAUGGGCAACAUCUGGGACGAAAGAGAGGCUCGCGCAGUUCUUCAACGUGCUCGGGAAGCAACGUCUGCCUCCGUCACAUCGCAACGCCAUUGGCUCAGCUCCUAUCGUCGGCCGCGGCCACUGAAUACCGUGGAGAUGCUGAAAAUGGCAUCUCAGGUGCUAGGCCUUGGUCCUGACGAUGCGUUGCAUGUGGCCGAAAGCCUCUACCUGAAAGGAAUUCUGUCGUAUCCUCGCACUGAGACGGACAGAUAUCCUGAAAAUUUUGACCUGGAAGAGACCGUCCGCUGCAUGGCGAGCCCAAGCUUGCCAUGGGCACAGUUUGCGCAGCAACUUGCAACAUCGGGGCUGACUGCACCGCGUGAGGACGGUCACGACGUAGGUGAUCAUCCUCCCAUUACGCCUGUGAAGUCUGCGACGUCCAGUCAGUGUGGCUCUGAAGCGGGCUGGGCUCUCUACGAAGAGGUUUGUCGCCACUUCUUGGCCACCGUCUCUCCCGAUGCCACGGUGCGAGAGGCAGAGCUGCAGCUGCAGCUGGGAGAUGUUGGUUUCACGGCCAGCAGUGGUCGCAUCACUUCCUUCGGCUGGGCACGAGUAGCCCGGGUGCAGUUGCAGGACACUGGUGCGGUUGAUCUCAGCGGUGGCUUCAACCAAGGAGACGCACUGAGAGUUUUGGACGUCUCGCUGAAGCAGCGCUAUACGGAGCCCCCGUUGCACCUCAGCGAGAGUGAGCUGCUGGCGCUGAUGGAUCGCCAUGGCAUAGGCACAGACGCCUCCAUGGCAUCUCAUGUGGGCAAUGUGCAAAGAAGGAAGUACGUCCAGUUGGACGACCAGACUCGACGGAUGAAACCUUCGGAGUUGGGCUUGGCUCUCUGCCAUGCGUAUAUGCUGAUUGAUCCCGAGCUGGUGCUUCCCACGGUGCGCGCCUCCAUUGAAAACGCCUGCGCUCGUGUGGCGCGCGGCGAAGCGCAUAAGUCACGGGUGGUGGAGCAAAGUCUCCGCACCUUCAAAAACAAAUUCUUUGGCUUUGCCCGUCAAAUCGAUCGGGUGCCGUUAAUGCUUGCGAUGGCCUACAGCCUGAACGGUCGAGCUGGUGGAGCGUCUCAAGGACGCGCUGCCGGCCAAAGUCUGGCCCUUUGGCAGGAGGCUGCUCGUCGAACCUUAGGUGUCUCCUUGGAGGAACUUUUAGACCUCAAGGACCACGUGGUCGUCACAGAAGCACCCGAAGGAAGUUUCAAUAUCCAAGAACUCUUCCAGAACAGUCCUGCAGUGCAACAAGUCCAGGAGGUGCUGGCAGAGCUUGGCUUCGCCGAGGCGCCUAGGGCUGCGGCUGAAGGCAAAGGUGGAGGGAAAGGCAAGAGGAGAAAAGGCGGCGGAAAAGGUGGUGGAAAAGGUGGGAAAGGCGGUUACCACGGUUACCAGUAG